AGCCGUCAUCUCGUACUUAGUACCGGAGCGUGGAGUUUGGAGUCUGCCCCUCGAAUCCAGAUAAACACCGAGAGAGCUGAAGGAAUCAGGCACCCAUCCUCUCUCUGGCCCGCAGACCUCUAACGCGCGCACCACACAGCGAGCCAACCAUGCUGCGGCUUGCUGGACUCUUACUAUGUGUGACCUCCUUUUUAAGUACCUCAUCUCUUGGUGCGAGCGCUGGACCGCAGCUGGAUAAUGACAAACUCUACAGAUACAGCUACAGCGCUGAGCUCGGGCUGAACAGGCCGACGGGAUCCACUAGGGGGAAUGCUGGAUUCAGGAUUAGCAGUGAUGUGGACAUCAGCCUCGUCUGGAGGAACCCAGAGAUCCAGGACGAACAGCUACUUCAAGUGCAGAUUUCAAAUGUUCAAGUUGAAAGUGCUGGAAAGCGCUCCCGCAAAAACAACAUCUUCCACGGCAGCUCAGCAGAAAGCAUUCUGGGUAAAGUCAGGCUUGAGGCACUUCAGAGGCCCUUCAUGGUGCUGUGGAAGAUGGGCAAGAUCAGAAGCCUGUAUGCCCAUAAGGGUGAGCCUGCUACCAUCAAAAACUUGAAGAGGGGUGUGGCGAGUAUGCUAAUGAUGCAGCUAAAGUCCGGGAAGAUGAUGGAGGCUGAUGCUUCAGGGAAAUGUUUAGUUGAGUACAAGGCUACCAAACAUCAGGUGAUCCGUACAAAACACUUGGAUACUUGCAAAACGCAAGAGAAGGGAUUCACUACUCACAGCCCAGUAUUGGGCGUCAGUGGGAAGUCUGCUUCUGAAACAGUAAUCACUCUGGAGAAUGGCAUCAUUAAGUCUGCUGAUGCUGAAGAAACACACAUUUUGUCCAUCAAUGCUCAUCACACAGCUGCAACUAAAGUCCUGUCCAGGCAGUCAUUGACGCUUAAAAAGAUCGAGGUAGGGCCAGCAGAAGUGGCGGGUAAAGAUGUCGCAGGUGUGGUGAAGUCUCUGGAUGACAAAUUCAUGUCUGUUGGAGUCAUAGUGGAGAAAGUUAAAGCCAAAUGCAAGGGAUGCCCCAAUCUGAUGGACACAUGGAAGGCGGUGAGGUCUCAGCUGGAGCCGAACUCACUCUCUAAAGCAGAAGCCCCAAGAAGCUUCAUCACGCUCUUACACAGCCUGCGCAAAGCCAGCAAGGCAGAGAUCCUCACAGUACUGCGCAACUGCAGCAAGACUGCGCUGCCUCAGCUGGUGGAUGCAGUCACAUCAGCUCAGACUCCAUCUUCUCUCUCAGCCAUUCUGGAGUUCCUGGACUUCAGCAAGAAGGAAGGUUUAGUGCUACAGGAGCGCUUUCUGUACGCAUGUGGUUUUGCCUCCCACCCUACAGAGACCAUGCUGCAGUCCCUGCUGGAUGUGUCUCAAGGAAAGAUUGGCAGCGCAGACAUUAAGGAGUCAGUUGUGAUCAUCAUGGGAGCUCUGCUCAGGAAACUCUGCCUGAAAGGAGCAUGUGAACUACCUACAGUGGUUAAGGUGAAAGAGCUGCUGUUGGCAGGGCCUGACAGCACUCAGGUGGAGUCUGAGGUUCAGAUGUACCUGCUAGCAUUGAAGAACGCUCUUCUGCCCGAGGCUAUUCCUCUUCUUGCCAAAUAUGCUGAGUCGGAGGUGGGAGCGUAUAGCACCAUUGCCAUCACAGCGCUGCAGAGAUACAACCCUGAGCUUAUCAUACCAGAGGUGAAAAAGACAGUGAACCGCAUAUACCAUCAGAACCAGCGUAUUUAUGAGAAGAACGUUCGUGCCGCGGCAGCUGAUGUGAUUAUGAGCAGUAGUCCUUCCUAUAUGGAAGUGAAGAACGUUCUGCUCUCCAUCGGACACCUGCCGCAUGAGAUGAACAAAUACAUGCUGUCUAAAGUCCAGGACAUAUUGCGCUUCGAGAUGCCAGCCUGUAAAUUGGUACGACAGGUGAUGAAGGACAUGAUUUCCCACAACUAUGACAGAUUCUCGAAGACUGGGUCAUCAUCUGCUUUUUCAGGCUUCAUGGCACAAACUGCUGAUGUCACUUCUACCUACAAUUUGGACAUCCUGUACUCUGGCUCAGGUGUAUUGAGGAGAAGCAACAUGAACAUUUAUGGUCAGAGCAACGGUGCCCUCCUUCAUGGCCUCCAGGUGACAAUUGAAGCACAGGGUCUGGAGUCUCUAAUUGCAGCCACGGCAGAUGAAGGAGAAGAAGAACUGGAGUCUUUUGCUGGAAUGUCUGCUCUGCUGUUCGAUGUUCAGCUCCGCCCAGUGACCUUCUUCAAGGGCUACAGUGACCUGAUGUCCAAAAUGUUCUCUAUGUCUGGAGAUCCGAUCAAUGUAGUGAAGGGCCUUAUUUUGCUGACAGACCACUCACAGGUCAUUCCUCUUCAGUCUGGUCUAAGAGCCAGUGCCGAGUUUCAAGGCGGUCUGGCCAUCGAUAUCUCUGGAGGGAUGGAGUUCAGCUUAUGGUACAGAGAGUCUAAGACGAGCGUUAACAACAGGGGAGCUCUGGUCAUCAUCGGUAAUGUGACAGUGGAUAUGGACUUUGUAAGCGCUGGAGUGGAAGUAGGUUUUGAGACCGAAGCCACCUUGGACUUCAUCACCACUGUGCAGUUCUCCGAGUACCCCUUCCUCGUCUGCAUGCAGAUGGACAAAACCACUUUCCCCUUCAGAGAGAUGGUGUCCAAGCAGGAGAAGCUGCCCUCAGGACAGACAUUCUCCUCAAAGAGGAGCAGAGAUCAGCUGGUGCCGGGCUCAGAAUUUCCUCUGCACCAGGAGAACUCUAACAUGUGCAAGAAAGUCUUUGAGCAGGCCUGGUAGACCAGCUGGGAGCGCACUGGACGCUUUAGCUAGCAAAUGUAAAAGGUUUUCAUACAGACAACCACUCUGUACAAGUAUGUUUUGCGGUGGCUGUAUGUGCUAAAACCUUGAGUCAGUCAGGCAUGUGGACACUUAAAAAUAAAGGUUUUUUUUGUUUGUUUGUUUGUUUGUUUGUUUGCAGUGAUGCCAUAGAAGAACCAUUCUGGGUUCCCCAAAGAACCUUUAGGUAAACAGUUCUUAAAAGAUACAUUUUUUUUUCUUCCUGUGAAGAGCAUUUUAACGAUAUAAAUAAACUUUUUACACUAGAAAGAACCUUUUUGAAAAAUGUAUGUUAAAGGUUCUUUAUGGACCCAUUUAUGCCAAUAAAGAACCUUUAUUUUUAAGAUUGUAUAAGAGUCCUUAUAAGUCCAGCCCUGUUUUCUCCAUUUAAGAAUGAUUAGUACAAAUUCAACUAAUGCUUUUUGUCCAUUUGAGAGGAAUGUAUAGAAAUGUUGUCAGGAUAACCAAUGGCACUCUCAUCAUGUGAAAGAAUUAUUCAACCCAUAAAAGCAAAAGUGAAAUAUUUAUGAAUUGUAACAUUAUAACAUUAUAACAGGACUGUGUAUUUGAGGUGCUACUGUGUUAUUUAUUUAAUCAGAGGGCUUUCUGACACACUUCAUCCCUCCACAGGCAGUUCAUGCUGUCUGGUUUCCAUGAUUACACCAGAUGUUUACAUUCUUGAGAAUAUUUAUGGUAGUCUUGUACAUGGGAAGAUAAUCAACCAUGAAUAAAGUUUUCUUUUUUUUUUGUCUU
Molecule: messenger RNA, 3602 nt
Organism: Ctenopharyngodon idella (grass carp)
Lineage: Eukaryota; Metazoa; Chordata; Actinopteri; Cypriniformes; Xenocyprididae
Gene: mttp
Product: microsomal triglyceride transfer protein
Exons: 18
Coding region: 150-2810 (886 amino acids)
Biological process (GO): lipid transport; cholesterol homeostasis; lipoprotein metabolic process
Cellular component (GO): Golgi apparatus; basolateral plasma membrane; endoplasmic reticulum
Molecular function (GO): lipid binding
Source: RefSeq, a predicted model, not a curated record